UCACAAGUCCCGUCCAUCACCGUGAAAUGACGUUGACACUCCCCGCAAUCACCCUGCUAUCUCUGGGCAAACAUUGGCCAGCAAUAGGCUAAUAAUUACAGGCUAUAGAUGAUCAUUUGUCAUCAUGACUUCCUCAUCACCGCGGCACUUUUUAAAAACACCCGCUGACGUACGGCUCGUGUCAGGAGGGGCAUUUAACUUUCAUCAUUAGUCAUUUCUAUCAAAAACCAACGGGAGUGGAACUUCAACAAGUCUGCAACUACUGGAGCACUUUACAACCGCUGCGGUACCGGUUCACUCAACUCAACAUCGACUAUGCCGGAGACUUUCUAAAGUUAGAGCAAGCCGAAUAACUGCAACCCGAAGGAUUCAAUCUGCGCUGUUUAGAUCUGACAUUUUCUCUGAUAACAUGGGCGGAGUGUGCGUGUGCUACUCAUGGACUUGCAGACCGGUGUGGCCACUUUUUAUCAUUAUGGCUACAAUACCGUGCAUGUUGAACUGCUCAGAGAGUCCUGCAGCUGUUGUUGGCAAAAUGUAUCCACGCGGUAACCACUGGGCAGUAGGUCAUUUAAUGGGGAAGAAGAGUAUCGAGAGCCUACCUGAGCUGCAGGAGAUGAACCAUGACAGUGACUCAGAAACAGCUGUGGUCACAGAGUGGCUGGUGGAGGCUCUGAUGCAAAAAAAGAACCAGAAACAGACGAUGCCACAAACUGCAGACAGGCUGCUUCGCCUGCACAGUGGCUGGAGAGAAGAGGACAGAGACAAAUAUCUCAGAGAGAUGUCAAACCUUCUUCUUCUGGCUUUGAAACUGCGAGACAAUGACUCCACCUGAAUGCAAAAUGAAUUCAGAAACGGUCAUCAUCACCUACUGUAUUUUUUUUUUCUGCUGUAAGACUACGCUGGAAACCUAACAGAAGUUUAUUUUAUCAGUAAUUUAAAAUUUCUAAUAUGCACCUCAUGCAGCAGUUUCAUUACAGACUGACAUGACAAGAUAAUGUUACAAGGGAUAAAAAUGCUGAAUAAAUUUAACGUUGUGAUAACUGCA
This is a messenger RNA of Centropristis striata (black sea bass), 1045 nucleotides long. RefSeq names its product gastrin-releasing peptide (gene grp). Gene Ontology annotation, molecular function: neuropeptide hormone activity. Lineage: Eukaryota; Metazoa; Chordata; Actinopteri; Perciformes; Serranidae. The coding region runs from base 410 to 832 and encodes 140 amino acids. The record is from RefSeq and is a predicted model, not a curated record. Gene Ontology annotation, biological process: neuropeptide signaling pathway. The transcript is spliced from 3 exons.